UGGCAUUUCGUUUUGAAAAGAUGUCGCUUAAACAGGGCAUCGGCAGUGUGGUGUACUUGAAAAAGAGGAUACCGAAAAAUGAGAAAUAUCAACAUGUCAAAACAAGGCUGGACACAGGUUGCAGUCUCUCAAAGUAUAUGGAAAGGCUGGAGGACAUAAAAAAAAAUUACAGGUAUCGAAAUAAUGAAAUCUUUAAGCGGUUAAAGGUGACAACGUUUGCACAAUUGAUACUCCAGGUAGCCUCUGUAUCCGACCUGAAUGAAAGUGAGAUUGACGGUGAAUCCCACUGCCCAGAAGAUGGUCUGUCCGUGGUCUCUGAUGAGACUUGGACUGUUUGUCUGAACGCACAAUGGCAAUGCUCUCCUCAGGCGUCACCUGUUUCCUAUCGGCAGGAUGCAGGAGACAUAGAGAUGUGUAACUCUGCCCGGUCAACGCUGCUGAGGUACUGUACAGCUCCUAAGAAUGUGAAGCUUUACUGAAAACCUCGUACUGUACACAACAACCUAUAUCAUAAUAAUGAAGCUUUAUUUAUGUAGCACUUUUCAUACAGCAUGUCAUGCAGCUCAAAGUGCUUUACAAAAUGACACAUCACAAGUAAAAAAUAAACAACCAA
Messenger RNA from Gymnodraco acuticeps, 613 nucleotides. It is a transcript of the gene cep41, whose product is annotated as centrosomal protein 41. The record is from RefSeq and is a predicted model, not a curated record. The transcript has 6 exons. Gene Ontology annotation, biological process: protein polyglutamylation; cilium assembly. The coding region runs from base 21 to 479 and encodes 152 amino acids. NCBI's taxonomy places the organism in Eukaryota, Metazoa, Chordata, Actinopteri, Perciformes, Bathydraconidae. Gene Ontology annotation, cellular component: ciliary basal body.